This is a messenger RNA of Orbicella faveolata, 1743 nucleotides long. RefSeq lists its product as uncharacterized. Gene Ontology annotation, biological process: mitochondrial protein catabolic process; mitophagy by internal vacuole formation. NCBI's taxonomy places the organism in Eukaryota, Metazoa, Cnidaria, Anthozoa, Scleractinia, Merulinidae. The record is from RefSeq and is a predicted model, not a curated record. Gene Ontology annotation, cellular component: mitochondrial outer membrane.
UCUGUUCCUGGGACAACCGUAAGAGAUGACAGUGUUCCGCAACAUUUAGUUAACCUGAGCAAUAUCUCCAUGCAAAACGAACCAAACAAACUAGCACAAUAAAGCUCUUAGUAAACCGACGCUCGGCAAAUAAAUUAAUGCAUUUGUUCUCGGUCAAGGAAGCAAAAAGAGACCCAAUUAACCAAACAAAUGGGUUUUCUUUUGUACAAUUUCUACAGGACCAAUCACAAUACCUUUUUCAUCUUGAGCCAGGUUCCCAUCUAUUCAGCCUCAUUAGUAGUGUGCUUAAAAAAAAUAACAUGCUACUUACAUUUAUUUUCUUCAAGGCUGGCCUCUGCUUUUGAAAAGCGAUUGAAACACGACCAAAGAAGAGUAGAGAAUACAUUAGAAUUUAACACACCUACUGACAUAGAGAAGGAUUUCAGUGACUUCUUUGACGGAGAAAGGAUAGAUGCGUGUGACGUCAUCGAGUCCACUCUGCACUCUGAGGAGGAGACUGACGUGGAAAUUUACUAUCCAAGAUUAGCUUGUAUAAUAUUUGUGACAGCUUACGAGCAGGUAAAGGAAGCAAGAGAAGCUGCGUGUGAUAUGUUUGCAAACGUCACAAGAUGGCUAAUUGAUGAAACUCCAAGGAUGGGCCAGGCGCUCUGCGUCUCAAGAAAGAAAGGGGAAUUUUCUUGUCAUUUUCCGGUCAAUAUUGGAGAUUUCCUUGGCAAAAAGGACAUAGAGAUAUCUAGAGAUGUUCUUGAUGGACUGAUCCUCUCGUUAAAGCAAACCGCGCACUUGUGCAACCUUGACUGCUUCGAACACGUUGUGAAAGAAAUUGUUUUGGAACGGUGGGAUAGAUAUCUCCAAGAGGAAAGCACACAGUUGUUACCAGCAGUACAAGUAUGUCAUGCCCAGGAGGUGUUAACACAACUUAGUGAUUACAUAAAAGCGUGUAUCCGCCUGGCCUGGAGAAUGGUAACACAGGUUCCGCCACUGCAGCUUGAAUACAAGUCUUUGAAGUUCGAUAAAGCUGUUCACAAACUGGCCAGAUUUCAGUGCAAUACAGACGAUCAGAGAUUCGGUGAAGCUCCUGGCGAGGACAUUGCUUGUUAUCUGUGGCCUGCUCUUUUAGAAGGAGGAGGAAGAAUAAUUUUUCCUGGAGAGGUUUUGUGUAAAUUGGAAUCAAAUUUCCCGGAUUAUGUUCACUUAUGAUCCUAUGAUUUUGUAACUUUACCACAAUGCUUGUCGAAAGCCUUUGUGUUUCAUCGCGGGUUAAAAGAGGACCCAUUUCUGUGAGUCGCGAUCUUCAUAUUUCCCAAAUAAUGUUCUGAAAGAUUGAAGAUAAAUACCCCGAUAUGCCACUUAGAUUUAAUUCUUUUCUUUUACCAGUGGAGUAGCAUAAACAAAUUUAAUAACUGUUAUGUUCAUAGAAUUGGUCAAUGAGAUUUGUAGACAUAUCACGAGUCCUCAGGUCUCAUCAAUUUAACAGCUGAGACUUUGGUUAACCUCACAGAAUCAUAAAAUUCGUUAAUUCUGUUAGUAGAUACAUUCUUAUCUCGCGUCAAAUUUGAAUUUACUGGCUUGAACUAACAACAACAAUAACAAUAUAAAGAGGGGCGUUAAAUGUUCUGCUUUAAAUGUACCCCCGAGAAAGAUUAAUAAGAGUAAUGCUGUAAGAGGAAGUAAAAGCAUGCAUGUUAUAGUUUCCUUGACUGUGAAAAAUGCUCGAAUAAAGACAUCACUGGUUUAAUUUGA